Colossoma macropomum (tambaqui) is the source of this 790-nucleotide messenger RNA. It is a transcript of the gene emp2, whose product is annotated as epithelial membrane protein 2. Gene Ontology annotation, cellular component: plasma membrane. The transcript is spliced from 5 exons. The coding region runs from base 168 to 656 and encodes 162 amino acids. Lineage: Eukaryota; Metazoa; Chordata; Actinopteri; Characiformes; Serrasalmidae. The record is from RefSeq and is a predicted model, not a curated record.
UCCCUCCCUUCCACUACUACUCCUUCUGCCUGCAGUCACGUUUAGCUCCUACAUCACGUUGCUCUCACAUCUGGCUGCUCCUCACGCGCGCUGGGACUCUUCUCACCUCUUCUCUUCUUCUGCAGCGGUUCAACCUCUUCACCUGCCCUCCUGCUCCAGUGUCAGCCAUGUUGGUUAUCUUGGCCUUCAUCAUCCUCUUCCACAUCAUUUCAGCGAUACUGCUCUUCAUAGCAACUACCAACAAUGCUUGGUGGGUUGCAAGUAAAGGAAACUUCUACACUGACCUGUGGUACAGCUGUAACGUCACCUGUGUGGAUAUACCCAGCAGUUCAUCCACAGAUGCAGGUUACCUUCAGGCUGUGCAGGCUACUUUGAUCCUCGCCACCAUCUUGUGCUGCGUAGGCUUCUUCGUCUUCAUCCUUCAGCUCUUCCGUCUGAAGCAAGGAGAGAGAUUUGUUUUCACGGCCAUCAUUCAGCUUCUGUCUUCCCUGUGCGUGAUGAUCGGCGCGUCCAUCUACACGGCGGAGCGGACGAGCUUCCAGGCGAAGGAGGUGCAGAGCGGCGAGUACGGCUACGCCUUCGUGGUGGCCUGGGUGGCCUUCCCCAUGACCCUCGUCAGCGGCUUGAUGUAUCUAGUGCUGAGGAAACGCAAGUAGGCGACGCUCGACAACAGCCCACCUCACCAGCUGCCACCAGCUACAGCCUUAGCCAAAAGAAUUUAUUUUGUAAAUAUACUUUUUUUUUUUUAAAUGUGUAGUUCCAUGCCAAAAUGUUAUAUUGUGAAAAAAAA